GCCCUGGAGCCAGUGGACACAGCACUCAGCUUUCACCUCUCCUUUCUGCAGCCUAAGCUCCCAAGGGUCACCACCUCCUCGCAAGCAGCCAUGGUGAACUGGACCGCAGAAGAGAAACACGCCAUUUCAACCAUCUGGGCCAAAGUUGAUAUAGAGAAAUUGGGGGCCCACACUCUUAGCAGGUUGUUGGUCGUCUACCCCUGGACCCAGAGGUACUUCAGCAACUUUGGGAACCUGUCCAGCCCCAUUGCCAUUGACGGGAACCCCCGCGUCAGGGCGCAUGGCAAGAAGGUGCUGACUUCUUUUGGAGAGGCUGUGAAGAACCUGGACAAUGUGAAGACCAUCUUUGACAAUCUGAGCCACCUCCACUCCGAGAAGCUGCACGUUGACCCCCAGAACUUCAAGCUCCUCGGAGACAACCUGAUCAUCGAACUGGCAACGGCCUUGGGCAAGGACUUUACUCCUGAGGCCCAGGCUGCCUGGCAGAAGCUGGUGGGAGUGGUGGCCUCUGCCCUGAGCAGACAGUACCACUGAGCACUCAACUCCAGACGAGCGCCUUGAGUGGGGGCACAUUCUACCUCAUUAAUAGUGAAUACAGUUAAAGCAAUAAAGUUGAACGAUUUGACAAA
This is a messenger RNA of Monodelphis domestica (gray short-tailed opossum), 629 nucleotides long. Its product is annotated as hemoglobin subunit beta. Gene Ontology annotation, biological process: hydrogen peroxide catabolic process; oxygen transport. Gene Ontology annotation, cellular component: hemoglobin complex; haptoglobin-hemoglobin complex; blood microparticle. NCBI's taxonomy places the organism in Eukaryota, Metazoa, Chordata, Mammalia, Didelphimorphia, Didelphidae. Gene Ontology annotation, molecular function: oxygen carrier activity; heme binding; peroxidase activity. The record is from RefSeq and is a predicted model, not a curated record.